AUGGCGAUAACCGGCGGCGAAUCCCCGGGGAGAACCUCCGAGCCGGUAACGGAAGAACCAAACCCGGGUUUCGGGCCGUGGAUGUUGGUCACUCGCAAAAACAGGCGGAAUCUUAGGGAUACUCCUCAAAAAGCUAAAUCAGAAGGGGAAACAAGAAAUAUCAAUGGGGGUGUUCAGACAAAACAAGGAAAGAUUGGGGGUGGGGAUAAGGAAGGAGGAGGCAUGACUGCCUCGUGGUCCCUGGCAUCUCCUUCUGAUACCCAACGGACCUCUGGCCAAGAAAGGAAAGGAGGAUCAGGAAAGAAAGGAGGGGAGGAAGGCAGGAAGGGAAAGGGGACUUACUCCGAAUCCCAGGGCAACGGUAAGGGGAUCUUGGGCUCUGGCCCGGAGAAUAAAAUGAACGCGAGGAGUGGGCCUAAAGACCAGGCCCAAGCAUCAACGUCAGCCCAAUCGUCAGAUAAGCCGAGUACUCCAACGAAGCCCAAACCCCUGGCUUUGGUCGGCUCCCAGCAAAUGGGCUUGGCCAAGACUUCUCUGAAGCCCGAUACGAAGCCAGUCCAGCAAUCAAGCCCACCUACGGUCCAAACGAUCACGGGAGAGAAUGGAACAAUUAUGCAGAUUGUUCAUCUUCAACCAAAACCAGUGGAACGCCCAACCUCCCAGGUACCUGCUGUUCCUUCAUCAACCAAGGACAGGACAAAACGAGGGAAGGCAAAGCAGGCGGAUCAUCGUAGAACUCCCACGAAGCUAAGCCCGCUGAGAGGGCUGCAUAUAGGAACUCCGAAGAAGGAGCGCAGGUCCAAAUCCAAAGGACGAAUUGCGGCGCUGACGAUGCAAGAAAUCGCAGCCUGGACCUCGGCGGCCAAUUCGACGACGGGGAACACGGAGGGAGGCGCAAGGGCCGGUUCGCGGGAGGAGCAAGCGGUGAAUCCUUCACAGACCGCCCUCGACAUCUCGAUUCCUUGA
Linum trigynum is the source of this 966-nucleotide messenger RNA. Lineage: Eukaryota; Viridiplantae; Streptophyta; Magnoliopsida; Malpighiales; Linaceae. The record is from the annotation of a GenBank genome assembly.